AUGCAUAUCCUCCGCCUCCUUUUGCCUCUCCUGGCCGCCGCUCUUGUGACUGAAGGUGCGGCUAUACGCAAUAAACCACAGCCAGCCGAUUUACCGCUUGUGUUUAAUGAACUCAACCCGCUACGGCAAAGACCAGGCUGUGACAUCUCAACCAAGCAGCUUCCAAAGAUAGGCCACCCACCAGAAUUACCGGGCCCUGAAGCAAGUCUUCAACUUAAAUAUGUUACAUUCGGCGUUGGCACCCAAAACUACACCUGCGCUGGCGGCGUUACCAAACCCGUACACAUUGGUGCUGUUGCGACCCUUUACGAUGGCUCAUGCCUUGUUAAUAUGAACUUUCGAAUUAUGGACAUUCUCAGUUAUAUCUCUUUACACACUUCGAACGCAUCGGCAAAAUGGGUAUUGGAAGACUUUUUGAAAUUACCUAAGCUCGGCCAGCAUUACUUUACCGGAGGGAGGCCCUUUUUUGACCUGACGACUCGUGGCGGCUCAGACAAAGCCUACGUAUCUGUGGUAGCAAACGUCCCAGCUCCCAGUAACUCCGAUGUCUCCUGGUUAAGAUUGAAUAAAGUGGAGGGAUCGGGUAUGGAGGUUGUUUUUCGAGUUGAAACACAAGAAGGAACUAGCCCUGCAACAUGUGACGGAAAGGUCUCUGACUUUCAAGUUGGUUAUACUGCGCAAUACUGGGUUUAUGGCUAA
Molecule: messenger RNA, 699 nt
Organism: Nannizzia gypsea CBS 118893
Lineage: Eukaryota; Fungi; Ascomycota; Eurotiomycetes; Onygenales; Arthrodermataceae
Exons: 2
Coding region: 1-699 (232 amino acids)
Source: RefSeq, a predicted model, not a curated record